Molecule: messenger RNA, 2049 nt
Organism: Saccoglossus kowalevskii
Lineage: Eukaryota; Metazoa; Hemichordata; Enteropneusta; Harrimaniidae
Product: obscurin-like
Source: RefSeq, a predicted model, not a curated record
AUGGCUUGUAGAGUUAGCUCGUGGUUGCUCAUACUAUGUGUAUGUUCCUCUGUAGUGACGUUAGUAUUUGGCGCACAGCAUUUAACUGUCAUGCCAACCGAUCAGACUGCUGUCGUUGGUGAUACUAUAACAUUUCACUGUACGGUCGCUGAGAAAAAAGGAUUUGUCACGUGGUUACAGGGGGGAAGCCCUCUGAAUUUUGACACCAUGAUGAGCACAGGUAAUACAGACUAUACCAUUGUGUACAGUACUACCGCUGAGGGCGAAGCGUAUGAUUUACAGAUAACUAAUGUUGGACACGAUGACGCAAAUACAUACGAGUGUACGGUAACACAGGGAGGUGGAGACGGUGGUGCCAUGUCUGGGCAGGUGGUUCUCACUGUUAUAGCGCCUCAAGCAUUUACUACUGAACCCACAAACACCGACGAACUGGAAGGCAAUGACGUCACGCUAUUCUGUUCUGUAAGUAACAAAGCGGGGCAGAUAGUAUGGUCAUUGGACGGUGAAGACAUAAGUUCUGAUUCUACAAUUACAACAUCUACAUCCGGGUACACCAUAAAUAGUCCGAUUCCAUCAGUUGAUUACAAUUUGAAGAUUGAGUCGGUGAGACCAGAGCACGCUGGUAAUUACGUGUGUUCAGUGACAUCCGCCAAUGGUCAUCCUGCAAUUACUAGUGGUACUGCUGUACUGACAGUCGAGCUUUCGCCACGGACACUUACGCCCAUGUUCUUGCCUACAGCUCGACAAACCUUCCAAACGGAACCAUCAGACACCACAGUCGUCGAAGGCGAAGCAACAACGCUACAAUGUUCAGUCAAUAACAAACAUGGCACUGUAUCCUGGAAGAAAGGAAGUGACAUCAUAAGUGAAGAUACCACGACAACUUCACAUUACGCAAUAGUUUCUACCACUCCGGGGUUCGACUAUGACCUAUAUAUAGACAACACAACGUUAGACGACUCGGGAGACUACGAAUGCUACGUUUCUGAUGCUUUAAAUGGAGAUACCGCCAUCACAAGUCGGUCAGCUAUAUUGACAGUCUAUGACUUAGAAAUUCAGAGUUUCGCAACGACGCCAUCAGACGCCGAAGUUGUGGAGGGAAAUGUGAUCAUUUUGCAAUGUACUGUAGAUCACAAAGAGGGUUUCGUGAUAUGGUCCAAAGACGGAGUUGACAUUACUAAUGACGCCACGGUUACCAAUGGCAACCCGAAGUACUCGGUAGUAGGAGAUGUUGGCAAUGGAGAGUAUCAUCUACAAAUCGAUAGUGUUGCGUUGUCUGAUGCCGGCACCUUCAAAUGUCAAAUCACCGAAGCAGACAAUAGCCCGGCAAUUGAAACAGCGGAAGUGACGUUGGAUGUCAUAGGGCGCCAAGCAUUCACAGACGAACCAGUGGACAUUACGGCCGUAGAGGGAGACUCAGUAAUCCUAACCUGCUCUGUCAGCAAUAAGCAUGGUGCACUCUCAUGGAUAAAAGACGGUGACGUCAUCAACUUUGAUUUAAACAUCACCAAUGAUGAUGAACAUUUCAGCAUUAUGAGCACAUCGCCAAAUACGGAAUAUAAUCUAAAAAUAGACAAUAUUCAAAUUAGACAUGAGGGAAGUUACAUAUGCAAAGUGUCAGAUUCAGUUGAUGGCGAUUCAGAAAUCAUCAGCCAAUCAGCGAUUGUCACAGUUCAUGAUUUGGAAAGCCAGAAUUUCACAUCAUCACCAGUCGACGCAAAAAUUGUUGAAGGCAAUACACUGACUCUAAGGUGCAGCGUUGAAAACAAAGAAGGCAGCGUCAUCUGGUCUAAAGAUAACGUAGACAUAAGUACAGAUCACACGGUUACUAACGGGGAUUCCAGGUACAGUAUUAGAGGAAAUUCAGACAAUGGAAGAUACAAUCUACAAAUACGAGAUGUUGCUUUAUCAGAUGAAGGCUAUUAUGAGUGUCGUGUGACAGCAGCAGACAACAGUCUGGAGAUAAAAACACCGAAAGCCUUCAUAGAUGUCUUACGUUCGAUAUGUACUGGCGGCCAAUCAAGAGUAACUAAACAUCGUACAUACUAA